Messenger RNA from Pogonomyrmex barbatus (red harvester ant), 6052 nucleotides. It is a transcript of the gene arr, whose product is annotated as low-density lipoprotein receptor-related protein 6. Lineage: Eukaryota; Metazoa; Arthropoda; Insecta; Hymenoptera; Formicidae. The record is from RefSeq and is a predicted model, not a curated record. Gene Ontology annotation, molecular function: protein binding.
AAUAUAAUAUGUUCAGUCGAUAAAACAAACAAGUCCAGCAUCCUUUUAAGGCAUUUUUGGAGUAGUCGAUAAAAAAGAUGCGCAUUCGUCAGGAAUCCGCGGAACCGAUGAUGGACGUCGGAACGGCGCCGAAAGUCGGAGCGGCGCUGUAGCGGCGCUUCACAAAUGGCCGAUGACGCGAGGAAGGCCAAGGUGACAUCGCCGUUCGGCAACGAUUCUACCAUUCACGCGGCGACGAGAUGAUACGCGGCUGCGAGCGUGAGAAUGCGUGAGACCUGCGGCUAAAAUAAUCCCCGCUAUGAUCACGCGAAGCGUCUGGCUCACUGUCGUCUGCCUCCUCUGCUACGGCAUUGUUUCCUGCAAUGGCUCGCCCGUUCUUCUCUUUGCUACACAUAAGGAUAUCAGAAUGGUUAAUGUAUCUCGUACCAACAAGAUUAGUGUUAUCAUCAAGGAUUUGUCAGAAGGAGCGGCGCUGGACUUCUAUUAUGAGCGCGGGCUGAUCUGCUGGUCUGAUAGUGGUUUGGAGAUGAUACAGUGCAUGCGCUACAAUGGCACGCACACUGGUGAAACGAUGACGGUGGUGAACUCCAGUUUGAUAUCACCUGAUGGCCUCGCCUGCGACUGGUAUACAGACAAACUAUACUGGACGGAUGGCGAGAAGAAUCGGAUUGAAGUGACCAGCAUUGAUGGCCUUUACAGAAAAGUGCUCUUCUGGACAGACAUUUAUCAACCGCGCGCGAUUGCCUUGGCACCAAUGCAAGGUCUCCUAUUCUGGACUGAUUGGGGCGACGUGCCCAAAAUUGAACGCGCUGGGAUGGAUGGUGAUCCAACUACGCGCAAAGUUAUUGUCUCUGACGAUAUAUUCUGGCCGAAUGGACUGACAAUUGAUUAUGAGAAUAAGCUUAUUUACUGGGCGGAUGGCAGAUUAUGGUUUAUUGCUGUAAUGGAUUUCAACGGUUAUAACAGGCGCAAAUUAAUCAGCCGCGAUCUGGAUUAUCCUUUCGCCAUAACAUUUUUUGACAAUCGACUCUACUGGACCGACUGGAAGACUUGGUGUAUCCACACGUACGACAUGAACCUGCCGCAGCCACAUGCACGUGAAUUGUUUCACGGCGAAUUUAUACCUGGUGACAUUGAAGUAUGGGGCAAAAGGCAGCCAGGUGGCGAUAAUCCUUGCAGACGAAACAAUGGCAAUUGUUCUCAUCUCUGUCUUCUGAGUUCGGUGGAAUCUGGUUACAGUUGUGCCUGUCCUACGGGUAUUAAGUUAAUCGAUAAUUAUACAUGUGCCAACAGACCGGAAAAGCUAUUGCUAAUCGUCCAGCGAAACGAAAUCUGCCGAAUAUCUUUAGACUCACCUGAUUACACCAACUUUGUGCUGCCACUUACUGGAAUCAAACAUGCAAUCGCGAUUGAUUUUGACCUCGUGGAUGAGAUGUUAUAUUGGACUGACGAGCAGGCGUGUGCUAUUAGGCGCGCCUCUCUCGAUGGGUCGAAUCAGCAGGAUGUGAUUACCUCAGAGAUAAUGAAUCCAGACGGUAUCGCGAUAGAUUGGGUCGCUCGCAAUCUAUAUUGGACAGAUACCGGAACCGAUCGGAUCGAAGUAGCGCGACUAAAUGGUAAGCAUCGGCGAGUAUUAGUGAACGAAGACUUGGUCGAGCCGCGAGCGAUUGCAGUCGCACCCGAGUACGGUUGGAUGUUCUGGACCGACUGGAAUGAGAAACGGCCAAAGAUCGAGCGCAGUAAUCUUGAUGGCAGUGAGCGUAUACUAUUGGUCACCAAGGACAUUGUUUGGCCGAAUGGCAUCGCUCUAGAUCUCGAGCAUAAAAAGAUCUACUGGUGCGACGCAAAGACCGAUAAGAUUGAAGUAUCCAACAUGGAUGGUACCGAUCGGCGUGAGGUCAUCACCGACAAUCUGCCGCAUUUAUUCGGUCUCAGUCUGCUAGGUGAUUAUCUGUAUUGGACUGAUUGGCAGCGACGCAGCAUCGAUCGAGCACACAAGUUCACCGGCAACAAUCGUGAAGCUAUCGUCGAACAGAUGCCCAAUGUGAUGGGAUUGAAGGCCGUGCAUCUUGGCCAUGUAAAUGCCAGUAAUUCACCGUGUGCUCGCGACAACGGUGGAUGUAGCCAUCUUUGUUUCAACAGACCUAAUAACAGAUAUGUCUGCGCCUGCCAGAUGGGUUACGAAUUAACUAAGGAUAAGCAUACGUGUGUUGUGCCAGAUGCCUUUCUACUAUUUUCUAGAAGAGAAAAUCUUGGCCGAAUCAGUAUCGAGAACGUUAAUAAUGAUAAUAUUAUACCUGUUACUGGCAUUAAAGACGCUAGUGCUAUAGAUUUUGAUUUAUCCGAGAAUCGCAUUUACUGGACGGAUAUUAAGCUUAAAUCUAUCACACGUGUUUUCAUAAAUGGAUCAGACAUUGAAAAGGUAGUUGAUCUCGGUCUAGAAUCGCCGGAGGGUAUUGCAUUUGAUUGGAUCGCUCACAAUCUCUACUGGAGCGAUACCACGACACGUAGAAUAGAAAUGAUCAGAUUAGAAGGAGGCAGCAGGAAAGUACUUUUAUGGCAAAAUCUUAUUGAACCUAAGAAUGUAGCUGUGGAUCCUCAGAGAGGUCAUUUAUACUGGGCCGAAUGGGGCAAUAGUGGCAGUAUCGAGAGGGCUUUAUUGGAUGGUACGCAGCGACAAGUGGUCGUUUCGCACAUUGGUCGUGCGAAUGGUUUGACAAUCGAUCAUGUGGGACGCAAAUUAUAUUGGGCUGACAUCUCUUCACCUGCGAUCGUUUAUUACGAUCUAAUAAUGCAACGUAAAAAUACCAUCAUUUCACACCACAUAGUCUAUCCAUUCAGCGUUACGCAGUUCCGAGAUUAUAUUUACUGGGCAGAUUGGAACACAGGAGACAUUGAGAGAGCAGAUAAACUUACCGGGAUGAAUCGCACUAAAAUCCAUACCAAUCUGGCAUCGGUGACGGAUCUGAAGGUGUUUCACGCGUCGCGACAGGCCGGUUCAAACCCGUGCGCGAUCGCGAAUGGUAAUUGCAGCCAUCUCUGCAUCGCCUUGCCAGGUCCAAACGGCAGUGUAUCUGUUACCCACAGAUGCGCUUGUCCCACGCAUUACAAUCUGGCGCGGAACAAUCGGACGUGCGUGCCGCCACGGCAUUUUAUGAUCUAUAGUCUGCGCAACGCGGUUGCACGUUAUCUGCCCGAUCAGACAGAUAAUUGCGCGGAUGUGAUGCUGCGUGUACAAGGUCUGAAGAACGUUCGCGCGAUCGAGUUUGAUCCAGUGACACAAUACGUCUAUUGGAUUGAUGUUCGCACCAUGACGAUCCGUCGCUCUCUGGAGAAUCGAACGCAACAGCAGCAACACAGCAGCACAGUCGUGAUGUCUGUUGGCGCGAACGGGCAUCCCUUUGAUCUUGCCCUGGACCCACUCGGGAGGCUGCUCUUCUGGACAUGUUCGACGAAUGAUGCUCUUAAUGUCACGCGACUGGAUAAUGGCUCGGCGCUUGGGGUGGUAGUAAAAGGUGACGGCGAAAAACCGCGUCACAUAGCGAUUCACUCGCAGCAACGAUUGCUCUUCUGGACGGAUGUGGGUAAAAGACGGGUGAUACGCAGCAUGAUGGACGGCAAGAUGCGCUACGUGAUUGCCGGCGAUUUAUUGGAACAGCCGACCGGUUUGACGGUCGAUAUCGCAACGCACAUCGUUUAUUGGGCAUACGGCAAGCAGAUCGAAUGUUCUCACUUUGAUGGCAGCAAUCGUAGAAUCCUAGUUUCCACCACACAAGGUUCGGCACUACAUUUGGCUAUCCUCUUCGAUUAUCUCUACUGGUAUGAUCGCGAAGCGCAGGUGAUUGAGCGCAUCAACAAGACAUCCGAUGGGAAUAACAAGCGUGGUACACAUAUGACGACAAGUCGUCUAUUCACGGACCUCAUCGCGGUUAAUACGCCUGAAGAUUCACUCAUGGAGACACAUGUUUGCAGUCCAUUUAACGAUUACGGUGGAUGUUCACAUUUUUGCAUUGGUACGUUCACUAUGACAAAUGAGGACGCUAUGACGACAGUCCGUUGUUCGUGUCCGAGAUCCUUGGUUUUAUCCGAUGACGGCCGAACUUGCCGCGCGGCGCCGGUCUGUGGAAAUGAUCACUUUACGUGUGCCGCGCCGAACGCAGCCGUCAGCAAAGACUGUAUACCAGCUACAUGGAAGUGUGAUGGCCAAACCGAUUGUUCAGAUGGCAGCGAUGAACUGGGAUGUCCCACGUGCUCCCGCGAGCAAUAUAAAUGUCAGAAUCAUUGUAUCGAAUUAUCUUCAGUAUGCGAUGGAACUCCUCAAUGUCCGGAUGGCUCGGACGAGGCGCAAUGCUGCCAAGCCGGACAAUUUCAGUGUGUUGGAAACGGUGUCUGUAUCUCUGGGGCGGCAGUAUGUGAUGGCUGGGAUGACUGCGCCGACGGCAGUGAUGAAUUACCGCCAGCUUGCCUCAGUCCACAGCACCACCAGAACGCAGGACCAGGAAUCAAUGAGUCCAGUAAAACGACAUACGUCAUUAUCAUUAUGGUAGUGCUGCUCGUAGUAAUUGCGAUUAUUUUCAGCUAUUACUACUGCCGUAAAAGACUUACUGGAAACGAGGGUUUACCUGAUAUAUUGCAUGAUUCGGCGGGAGAUCCACUAUCACCGAAACCAAAUAAUAAUCGUAUGGUAAAACCGAUGUUUGUUUCGCAAAAAACUAACAGGAAGGAUGGAGGUAGUGGAAGCGCAGGUUUUAAGACCGGAAUGGAAGCUGUAAGAAUGUCCAUGUUGAACGGAAGUAGUCUUGGUUCUAGUUAUGACCGCAGUCAUAUCACAGGUGCGUCGAGUUCUACCAGAGGAAGUUCAGCAGGUGGAUAUCCUCAAGAGACUCUGAAUCCGCCGCCGAGUCCGGCAACGAUCGUCAGUUCGACACGUUGUUCAAGCAGCAAUGCGUCGCGUUAUAAACCAUAUCGGCAUUACAGGAGCAUCAAUCAACCACCACCACCGACUCCGUGCAGCACGGAUGUCUGCGAUGAAUCAGAUAGUAAUUAUCCAGCGCGCUAUCGUUACGAGAGCGAACCGUUUCCGCCGCCGCCCACUCCACGUUCCGUUUAUCAUAGCGAUGCAGCGAUCAGUUGCCCACCGUCUCCGAGUUCUAGAUCGUCUACAUAUUUUAGUCCCCUGCCGCCACCGCCGUCGCCGGUGCCUUGAGAAAAGUUUAAAAACAGAUGAUGCUCUAAUGCUUCUACUUUUGUAUUUAUCUUAUUUCAGCAUUCCUUUUAUCUUCAUUUUCGUCGCCGAUAAACUAUAAUUGCUAAAUUGACCAUCAGGUGAUACACAGUAAUCGAAAAUUCAACAACUAAUUCUUGUAGAACGAGAGAAAAUAUGACAAAAUAUCAUUUUAUCAUAUAACGAAUUCAAGUGGAUAUUUAUUAGUACGUAUUGGUGCAUAUUAAAGACUUGGUGCAUACUGAUUUACAUAAAUGUAAUAAUAUAUAAUAAGUUGAAUUCAGAUAUUCAGUAUAAUUCAUUAUAUUAUUAGAAUGCAUUAGACAUUCUUUACAAAGCGCUUAUUUAUGUUUCACAUCUAUGUAUAUUUACAUCUAAAUAGAUUAGUGUACAUACAUAUUAGGUUAUAUAUACUAUGAUAGAUAUACAGAAUAAUCUUUAAUCUGCACCAAAUAAUUAAACGAAUUCGUUUUUUUAUUGAUAUUUUAUAAUACAUUUAUACUACUAUAACAAUUUCGUUAGAAAUAUUUCAAACUCAAUGUGUUCCAUAUAAAAGAUUAAAGUAAAUUGUAUAGAUAGAAUAUACUAUCUGGAGCAAAAUCUUCUCUCCGAGGAGGUAUUUUUUAUUUCUUUUGUCAUUUCGUAUUACGUAUUAUAAAAAUACAAAACUUCUUUCGUAUUGUUGAGUUUUUGUCUUGGCAAAAUUAUAGAUAAUUCGGGAAAGAAGUAUUUUAUGAUACGUUGCGAUUAACUCAAAUUAAUGAGUUCUUUUGUAAUUCUAACCCAUUAAUGGCCAUUUUUGUUAUAAAACUUCUUAACGGAAAAAAA